Messenger RNA from Pan troglodytes (chimpanzee), 3936 nucleotides. RefSeq names its product WD repeat domain 64 (gene WDR64). The transcript is spliced from 28 exons. The record is from RefSeq and is a predicted model, not a curated record. Gene Ontology annotation, molecular function: protein binding. Lineage: Eukaryota; Metazoa; Chordata; Mammalia; Primates; Hominidae. The coding region runs from base 223 to 3495 and encodes 1090 amino acids.
GUCUGUAUGAAAUGCAUCAGACCUAAAUCAGCUUUCCACCCUGCUAACAUCCUAGUGGCAACUCUUACUCCUACCCGCAGUAUGGGAUUUUAAGAUCAAAGGAAUUAGACCUAGGGCAAAAACUGAGACAGCAGGGAGGCACUGUAACAACUGGAAAGUUUUCCAAAUUGGUAAACUUGCAGUAUUCUUUCUGUACAGAAGUAAAAGAUCCCCUAUGUCCCUAUGGAUAUCAGGAAGGAAAAGCGUCUCAACAUGGCACUUCAGAUGAGCAAUUUCAAAAAGGCUUUGAACAGGUUUGAAAAAUUGGUUGAACAAACAGCAGCCCAGAAAAGAGAUGAAAGAGCAGGCUUAUUUAUCCAUAAAGAAGAUGCAAUUGGUUAUGACAAGUUUUAUGCAUCGGUACAGAAGCUCUUUGGUCCAGAUGUGAAGAAUCAAGAUGUGAAACGCUUUUACAGGAAACUGUGCAACAACAUGGAUGCAUCUGCAGACUGGUGUGAGAUCUUUGGAUACUUCUCCUCUGAAGAAGAUCCUAUUGCUUCCCAGUUGGAUGAAGAAAAUUUGGUUUUCUUUGUGUCUAGAAAAAGGCGAAUUUUAAUUUCAGGUAGUAGAAGACGAGAUGUGAUUAAGAGCAUUGUCAAGAUACCUCACCUGGAUUUACUAAUAACAGCUACUCAGAAAGGAUUAAUAACAGUUUUUAAUAACCAGAUGAGAGUUCAGACCAGCACCAAUGUUACAGACACCUCCUGGAUUACAGGGUGUGAUUACCUCUUGCAGCUGAAACGAAUCGUAGCCACAACCGAAAGGACCAUUAUUGUCUGGGAUUAUAAAGCUCAAGGGAGCAGCCAGGACAAUUAUUUUGUCAUAAAGCCAAUGGAUCACUGCCUCCUGUGUGUGUGUGUGGUGCCUUUGCCUGACCAUCUCUGCCGAGAUGACAUCCUCUUGGGGGAUGAUGGGGGUUUUGUGAACAGAUUCACAGUCAACAGUGAUGACUUUGGAAUAAAGCAGGCAAAAUCCAAAAGAAAAUUACAAAAUCAGGUCUUAGACUCAAAGAACUUUAAAAGUGUUAAAAGGAAGCUACAUAAUGACUGGGUUAUGAAAAUUAGAUAUAUUUCAGCCCUAAAUUGUUUUGGAUCCUGCUCUUUAGACAGUAAUCAUUCAUUAGUUUUGGAAUCCUUGAAGAGACUCGAGGAUAAUUUGCCUGUCAGAGAGUUUUCCAUGCCAAGAGGAGCCAACACUUUUUGCUACUGUGUUAAGGCAAAUGUGAUUGUCACUGGAGGAGAUGAUAAAGUCAUCCGGUUGUGGCACCCCAAUAUCAGCACCAAGCCAGUGGGGAAACUUGUGGGACAUAUGUUCAGUAUCACCGAGAUCGUAACCAAUGAAAAAGAUCAACAUGUGGUCAGCCUUUCCUCUGCAAAGGUUUUCAGGGUGUGGGAUAUACAAACUCUUUCACUAUUACAAGUCUUCCAUGACAGCCAGGGAGGACCAGGAGACAUGCAGAUUUACUCUAUGAUAUAUGAUGCCAAUCAUGGCAUGCUUAUUACGGGAUCUAGUGUUAUGGACAUGUAUCCUUUGACUAGGAUGAUACAAGAUACAAAACAGGUUCCUCACACUCAUGAACGAGAAAUCAAUGUCAUGCUUUACAACAAAUAUUUUCAUCAGGUACUCACUAUCUGCUCUGAAUCCAUAAUUAGGGUAUGGGAACUCGAGACUGGGCUCGAAGUAUACCAGAUUUUAGAACCUCAUGGUUUCAAUACUGAAGUGACUUCUGCAGCUGUCGAUGAAAGUGGAUUUCUUUUUGCCACAGGAGCGUAUAACGGAACAGUCAGAAUCUGGGACUUUGGCAGUGGGCAGGAGAUGAAGGUGUUGCCGGAGGGGAAAGACUGGAAGGAGGACGAGCACUGCCUACGACGCCUCAUUUUCCUCAAAGCCCAAGAAAAACACCAGCAGCUGGUCCUGGCCUUGGAGCGCAACGGGACUAUCAAAAUGAUCCAGGGUAAGGAAGAUGAUAUCUACCUCAUGGUGAUCUGGGAGCUGCCUGAUGUUGUGCCUUUCCUACAAGAUGGGAAACAUGCUGUGCAUCUGAGAAUGUCUACUAGAGAUAGGAACAUGGCUAUUCCUUUCCCAGAUGUCGAGUUGAUAGUUGAGAGGAACUUUUCUCAACCUACUGAUAAUCCCACCAUGGAUUUAUUACGAGUGAACUGCAUUGAUUUACUACAAGUAGAAGGAUAUAAUUUGAUAGCAGCUGGAACCUUAAAUGGUGUGAUCAUCUUAUGGAAUUUUGUGACGUCUACUGUCAAAAAAGUGUACCGACCUGAAGAUUGCUUCACUGUAAACCCUGACUUGCAUCCCAAGCACUUUAAAAUUAAUGACAUACUGUUCCUCUUUCGUACCCCUGAAUGUGCAAGGAGAUCAAGUCAGGAUUCCAUAUGUUCUUCAUCCCAGUGUGAAUCCAGCAAAGGUCCACAGAGCAGUAAGGGAAGCAAGCAAAGCAUACAUGACAGUGAGGUUAAAGGUGAACAAACAGAUGUAAUGGUGGGAAAGCAACAGCCAAUGGACAAAAAACACCCUGGAAUUGCCAAUUUACCAGAAGUCCAGCCACCUAUCCUUGUCACUGCUCAUGAGGAUGGACACCUCCGCUUGUGGACUCUGGAGGGAAGACUACUGAAAGAUAUGCUACCUUUCACAAAACAUUCUGCCAUUUCUCUGACAUCGCUGUAUACUGAUUCAUGUACGAGGAUACUACUGGCUGGAAAUGUGGAAGGACAUGUUAUCCUUUGCAAUAUUAGCUCUUUCCUGGAUCCACCUCAUGAUGAAAAGAAAUUCAAGCAGCUGCUUUCCUGGCGUGCUCAUUCUUUGGAAAUUAUUCAAGUAAUCUAUGUAGAAGAAAAACAAGUGGUACUUACUGCCUCCAUCGAUGGCUCAGUAAGGCUCUGGCAUGCCCUCAAUGGACAUUAUUGUGGAUAUUUUGGACAGCGAAGGCUCUUUGAAUUAUCACAGACAAGGGAUUUCAUUUUGCCUUGUGAUGUUACUGAAUAUCCCAUAGAAAUAAAAGAAGAAAGCAAGUUCACAGAGAAGCAAAAAUAUGAAUAUCCUCUGAUAUUUGACCGGGAAAAAUGGAGAAAAACGAGCUCAAUGUCUCUACUUUUCAAACGCACACCUCCCAAGGCCUUUGAAGUGGAACAGGAUUUCGAGUUUUUCAAGUCUCUUUCUUCUCCUAAGAUUCGAAGAUAUCCCUUGGAAGGUUUUGUGACUGAAAACAGAGAGGCAGGGAUUGUUUUUGGCUCUCUGCCUAUAUACAGUAUAUCAAGCCCCACUAGUCUAAGAUUUCUUCCACUGAUUGGCAUAGAAGCCCAAAAGGACUCUUCAGAUGGCUUUACAGGAAAGAAGAAGGGAGGUCAUGUUCAACGUGAAAAAGCACCACAAAGAAGUUUGAAAAAAAAUUUAGUCCCACAAAUAAAUCUGGCUUCUUCCUUCUUCCCAGCUAUACCCAAGUAAGGAGAAAAAAUCAGAAAUGGCUGCUGCACAUACAAUGGCAACGUUUGGAUGAUACCUGCUCUUUAUUUCAGGAUGAGAGGGAGAAACCACCAGACACUAUCAGUCAUCUCUGGUGUCAGGCCAUCCUAUUGAUGGGAAAGAUUGCUUAGGGAGUUCUGGUGACCUCAACUCUGAAUACCAAGCAAGCAGCAAGCAGCCAGAAGUUUAGGCGGUGUUUCUUAUUUACUAUCAGCAAACUGACACAUAAGAAAACAAAUGAAAUCAACAGCAUUAGUAGGUCUAAAAUAAUACGGUUAUCAAUGUUUAGCUUUCCACUUCCUCCCAUUGGUCACCUUACUCCACAGCCAGAAUGACUGUCAGAACAUGUGCAGUAAAAGGCACUUUCAAGUCAUGCUAUGUGUUGUACAAAAAGAAUUAUUAAAAAGAAAAAUGUACCAGUCA